Globicephala melas (long-finned pilot whale) is the source of this 692-nucleotide messenger RNA. RefSeq names its product H2A.J histone (gene H2AJ). Gene Ontology annotation, cellular component: chromatin; nucleosome. Gene Ontology annotation, biological process: heterochromatin formation. NCBI's taxonomy places the organism in Eukaryota, Metazoa, Chordata, Mammalia, Artiodactyla, Delphinidae. The record is from RefSeq and is a predicted model, not a curated record. Gene Ontology annotation, molecular function: protein heterodimerization activity; structural constituent of chromatin; DNA binding.
UGGGAAGGCGCUGCCUAGUGUCAGCAAAGUGUUGGUGGAGGCAGUUCAGAUGUGGUACGUUGCCCUUCCAUUCUAGGAACUGGACCGCUGGGUUUUAUUUCCCCUAGCUGGAGUUUUAGGCGAGAGACAAACAUGUCUGGUCGCGGAAAGCAGGGCGGCAAAGUGCGGGCAAAGGCCAAGUCCCGGUCCUCUCGCGCAGGCCUGCAGUUCCCGGUGGGCCGAGUGCACCGACUGCUGCGCAAAGGUAACUACGCAGAGCGAGUGGGAGCCGGGGCGCCGGUGUACCUGGCGGCGGUGUUGGAGUACCUGACGGCGGAGAUCCUGGAGUUGGCUGGCAACGCCGCGCGGGACAACAAGAAGACCAGGAUAAUCCCUCGCCACCUGCAACUCGCCAUCCGCAAUGACGAGGAGCUAAACAAGCUGCUGGGGAAAGUGACCAUCGCCCAGGGCGGCGUCCUACCCAACAUCCAGGCCGUGCUGCUGCCCAAGAAGACGGAGAGUCAGAAGGCGAAGAGCAAGUGACCCUGACGCCGCCACAGGAGAGCUGGCUUCCUCAGCAAAGGCUCUUUCCAUAGCCACCCCGCAGUGUUUUUGAAUACGGUUGAUGUUAUGGAGGGCCGGCGCGAUCUAGUGGGGAGGUGGGCGGCGAGGGGCCCAUUAGGGUCGGGGGCCAAUAAAGUCGGUGAAAGUUG